CAUGCGCUCUCGUUUCUGACGCUCCGGAGCGGCCCAUUUGCGCCCGCCCAUGGUGGGCUGCCAGUUUUACCCAGAAUGCUCCGCGCGCGGUAGUCCCCCACCCAUCCUCCGCUAGCCACUUCCUCGGUGGAUAACACCCAUGCCUGUUUCGGAAGAUGGACAGCAGGUUUUUCGGUGGUGACUAAACGGACCCGGCCCAAUGGAUAGUUUCUCAGAGAUGUACCUGGAAUAACUAUACUGCAGUGGUUUGCUUCCUCUUGUGCGGUAAUCUUUGGAACCAACGGCGGAGUGCAAGACGUUGUUAGGCCUAAUGUCAUGGGCUGUUUUGGAGGCUCGAGCUCAAAAAGCGACGCCGAAGAGGAUAAACGCCGGAAGGAAGCCAAUAAGAAAAUCGAGAAACAGAUUCAAAAGGACAAACAGAUUUAUAGAGCAACACACCGGCUGUUAUUACUAGGUGCCGGUGAAUCUGGAAAGAGUACAAUAGUGAAACAGAUGAGAAUACUCCAUGUGAAUGGUUUUAGUGAGGAAGAGAAGAAACAAAAAAUAGAAGAUAUAAAAAAGAACAUACGAGAUGCAAUCCUGACUAUCACAGGUGCCAUGAGCACGCUGGUGCCACCGGUACAGCUGGAGAAAUCUGAAAAUCAAUGGCGGGUGGACUACAUUCAGGAUGUUGCCAGCUCCCCAGACUUCGACUACCCUGCGGAGUUCUACGAGCACACAGAGAUCCUCUGGAAAGACAAAGGUGUCCAAGCUGCCUUUGAACGCUCAAAUGAGUACCAGCUGAUUGACUGUGCGAAGUAUUUUCUGGACAGAGUGGCUACAAUUAAGCAACCAGAUUAUACUCCAAAUGAACAGGACAUUCUGCGGUGCCGAGUGUUAACCUCAGGAAUUUUUGAGACAAAAUUUCAAGUGGACAAGGUCAACUUCCACAUGUUUGACGUGGGUGGGCAAAGAGACGAAAGGCGCAAGUGGAUCCAAUGUUUUAAUGACGUGACGGCCAUCAUCUUCGUAACCGCCUGCAGCAGCUAUAAUAUGGUGCUUCGAGAGGAUCCCAAUCAAAACCGGUUGAGGGAGUCUCUUGAUCUGUUCAAGAGCAUCUGGAACAACAGGUGGUUACGAACGAUAUCUGUGAUCCUCUUCCUUAACAAGCAGGACUUGCUAGCGGAAAAAAUCAAGGCUGGCAAGUCUAGGUUAGAAGAGUAUUUUCAAGAAUUUGCGCACUACCAAACUCCCUCGGAUGAACCACGGUUAAAUCCAUUUCAACCUGGAACACCACACACUGUUAUUGAAACGGGAGAAGACCCUGAAGUCAUUCGAGCAAAGUACUUCAUCAGAGAUGAAUUCUUGAACCUCUUCUGUGUCCCUUUAAGCCGUAUUACGACCCACUCAUCCUAUGUUCACCAUGAGUCGCCAGGAUGGCUCCUUUUCCAAGGGGGUGUGAUUAUAGUGAAGAGGAAUGCCCGGCGCUGCAGCCACAUCACCAAUCGUCCGGGAAGCGCAAGCUCAAGAUUGCCUGGGCUGCUCUGGUUGAGCGCAUUAGCACAGCCAGUGGAGAUGGCAAGCACUACUGCUACCCGCACUUCACCUGUGCCGUGGACACGGAGAAUAUCCGCCGCGUAUUCAACGACUGCCGAGACAUCAUCCAAAGGAUGCACCUUCGCCAGUACGAGCUCUUGUGAUGUGCGCUUGGCCCCCCUUCUGUUUUUCUCCUCUAGUCUUUUCUUUCUCUCCUCCUCGUACAGAACAGUCAAAGCCCGGCCCUCCAUUUUACUGUGUUGCGUGCAUGUAAGUGACUGUGUGAGUGAGUGAAAGUGCUUAAAGAAAGUUCUGGUGCAGCCGUUACCUUCUCUUUGUUUUUGUGCGCUGUUGUGUUUUGUUACGGCCUCACAACCUCAGCCGGACGCUACUGCGCUCCUCAACACCCCGCCCCCCACACUUCCCUCUUCCUAGUUUGGCACUUGGGCGUGUCUGGCGUGCACUGCCACACACACUGCGUUAGUCUUGGCGCCAGCUGGAAAGCGUUUACUCCCUCUCCCCCGGGUUCUGUGGAGUGUCUUAAUCACUGCCUGUGUUUGGCAUAUCGCCAGCCCUGCUGGGAGCAGGGGCUGUGCAUGGAGACUCCUUGAGGGAUGUGUUUUCUUGGCCAAAUUGCUUACCCACUAACAGUCUGGUGGUGUUCCCUCUUGUGCUGGGACUCGCUCUUGGUUGCACUCUGUGGUGAAAUACUGUUUGCUGCCAAACUGUUUUUAGCUGCUGCUUUUUUUCCUAAGACUUGCUUUGAGUUUUUGAAAAAUUUGGUUGGGCAUUGUAAUGUUUGAGGAUAGAAUAGAAGGGGCAAACUUUCUGUCUGUUCUGUUUUUGUGUGUUUUUUGUUGUAAGUAGGCAUCUUCAGCAUAAUGGUUGUGUGUUUUCGUGAUUUUUAGUGCUAUUUUUAAAUUAUUGAGUUGUUUUAGACUUGUCAGUGGUGGUUAGAAGCAAGAACUGUGCAGUUGGCCUGAUGGAGGGCAAAGGAAGGAGCACAUAAUUAGAGUGGCCAAACACAAACUGAAGAGCUCCCAGGAGUGAAUCCUCCCCAUGUGGGCAUUACUGUACAUUGUCGUUUGCAAUUGCACCAUUGCUAGUGGUUUAUGUGUUCUCUCUGGACAGAUGUUUCUCUGACUUCUCACCACAUUUCAGUUUGGGCAUUUGGCAGCUUUUGCUCACAAGCAUUACAGUGCCUUGCUUUUUAUUGUUUGAAAGGCCUCAUUUUGUUAUUGACAAUUGCUUUAGCCCAUACUAUUUUCUUUUUCUUUCUGUUCUUGGUGGUGUGUGUACACAUUUGUUCUUGCCACCUUCUCCUUUCACAUGGAAGGAAGCCUUGCCUAAGCUAUGAAUGUCAGGUGUGUAGGCUGCCUCUGUUUGGCUGAAAUAUGGCGAUUUGUGACAACUCUCAAGUAUUAUGUCCCUGGCCGUUACACCUAAGCAAGCAUCAAGCAUCAAGUUAUUGGCAGAGUGGCCUCACCAUACUGCUACAAGGGGCAGCCAAAGAAUGGAGCUGCCGAGCAUGGAACUCUGGGUGGCCCUGUGCACACACCUGCCUGGACGCAAUACUGUGCCUGCUGCUGUGGGUUAGCAUUGUUGGCAUUGUGCGUCUUGUCUGCACCUGGUCCCAAGAGCGCCUCUCUCAAGGGACAAAUUCCCUGCGCUGUGCAACUGGAUUUUCAUGCUUGCUUAAUUAAGUAUGGCAAGAGCCCACUACAGUUUUGUCUGAAGGCAUUGGAGCCCGUCCCCAUUGCCCCCCUCUCUUUCUAUUUAUAUAUAUAUAUAUCCCCCCCCCCUAGUUUUUUUUCUUCUUUUUUUCUUUUUUAUUAUUUUUUUUCUUGCUGCAAUCUGAUUUGCCUGGAGCUAUCUGUCUUCAGUGUUUUUGGUGCACUGUGACCAGAGCGCUACACUGAGUUUUGUUGGAGAGGAAAAAAUGUUAGAUUAGUGUGUAUAGGUUUAGUAUUGAAGAGCUUAGCAAAUAUCUGAAGGUUUGUUAGCACUUUCUUAAGGUAUUGUUUUCCUGUACACAUACAAUGCUGUGGCAUCGUUUUAAGCAUCCGAGUUUAGUUGGAGCAAUGUGGCCAGACUCAUGGCUCCCCCCUCCCCCCCCCCCCCCCCUGAUUUCAUUUCAUCCAUGGACAAAAAGUCUGUAUUGCAGUUGUUGAACCAACCACACGGAUGUGAAACACUCCAGCAGGCCAUUUUUAGAUGCCAUUCUACACUGCUGGCCACUGUGCUACACCCUUUUAAAAACUGCUUCCAUUUUGCUCAUGGUAGUGCUUCCAUUUGCUUCUCUGGCCAUAGAAUCAAUUGCUUUGUUAAUUUUUUAACAUGUUGUUUGCGCUUCUUCCUCACCCUCCACACCAGUGAUCAGUGUGCAUUUCUGCGACUGUGUAUAUAUAUAUAACAAUGACGUGGUGGCUCGCAGUUUUAGUGAGUGGAGUGAGGGCACCAUAGAGCAUCCUGCAGUGGGCUUCAGGAAGAAAAGGGUUUCUAGGGACACAGCUGAUAGGUGGAACCCACCCAGGCCUUUUUUCUUUCUUUUUAUUUAUUUUCUCCCUAUUUCCACCGAGUAUUUUUUGGAGGAAAUGAAAAAAAAAAAAGAGGCUUUGUUGUCACCAUUUCUGACAUAUUCCCAGAUAAGAAACAGUCCCCUUCUUUCCUCCUUUAGGCGGUGUUGCUUGCCAUUCUCUCUCAUUAAUAAUGAUGGGGGUGUGCUGCAAACCGAUGACACAAGAAAUUGCUACUAAAGUGGCUGCUACCGUUCGGGUUUCAUUAACUAGUGCACUACACAAGGUUGCAUGUCUUCCUGUGUGGGGUAAACAUUUCCCCCCCCCCCUUUUUUUUUCUUCAGCGUCUCCAGGGUGCCCUUGCCUCAGUACACGCAUCCAGACAUAGGCAAAAUCAUUGUCCGUCCCUGGACUCGCUGGGCAUAGUGUGCAAUUUCUAAAAUGUUAAAUUCUUUUUAACUAGGACAAAUGUGCGCAUGUGAACGUGUGUGUGCAAGGGAGGGCGGGGGAGGCGCUGAAAAGGAUGGCGCUGUGUGGUUAAUUUGCAGUGUGUCUCAACCUGUAUCUUCCUUUCAUCUGCGUUUCUUUUCUGUGCUGCAUUUUUCUCCACUCCGUAUCUUGUACAGAUCCAGGUGACUUUUAGAAGAAAAAAAAAAUGCAGGGGAUAAAUGCAAAAAAAAGACAAAAACAGGUGGUGUUUCCGUACCCAAGUAGGCUCAACUGUUGGAUUUUUUUCUUUUGUAUUUUAAGAAAGAAAGACAUUGUGUUUGUUGUGUAAUUUUUGCGCACUUGUCUGUUUUUACUUGACGAUAAACCUGAACACAAAAGGUC
Molecule: messenger RNA, 4862 nt
Organism: Dermacentor andersoni
Lineage: Eukaryota; Metazoa; Arthropoda; Arachnida; Ixodida; Ixodidae
Gene: Galphas
Product: G protein alpha s subunit
Biological process (GO): sensory perception of chemical stimulus; adenylate cyclase-activating dopamine receptor signaling pathway
Cellular component (GO): cytoplasm; heterotrimeric G-protein complex
Molecular function (GO): G protein-coupled receptor binding; GTPase activity; GTP binding
Source: RefSeq, a predicted model, not a curated record